ACCGUUCCCAUAUUUGACGUUUUGAAUUCGUUGAGCGCAUAAAAGUGACAGCUGUUCCCUUUGAAACGAGCAACGGUCGCCAUCAGCGUUUAUGGUGAGGCUUGUUUGUCUAGUAUCAUUAUUUGUGCUUCAAUUUGUUAGCUAAAGCUGCGCUUUACAUCGCAUUUAAUUGUGUAAAACUGAAGCUUCGUUAAAAUAAGCGUAGAUGGUGUAUUGAAAGCAUUGUGUUGUGUGAAAAACAUGGAUAGGGCAACCACUGUUUCCGACGCGUUAAAGCGUCAACGAUUGUUAGCUGCUCAGGCAAUACGUAAAGCAAACGACAUUAGUCCACAAACUGUGCGGCAUUUACGUGAGCAAUGUUCUCCUGUGUCAAAUUCUGCAGCUAGCAGUGCUACACUAUACGCAUCCCCGACAAACAACGCAUCACCAUCAUCAAUGCAGCAAAAGUCUCUUAACAUAACAGAACUAGAGGAGGAGAAAACUAUUCAUAUGGCUACCACGCCGAGGAAGUUCACUUUCGAACCGAAAGAGAUCACGGCACGCUCCACCAUGAGCCAGCAUCCAUCGGACACAAACGGUAAAACAAAGCCGAGCAAAUUCUUGUCUGCUGGCAUUGAAGAAAUAUUGGCGUCCAGUUUCGCCGAUAACAUAAGAUCCAUGGGCCGAUCGCUACGUGAAACGGCUGCUAGCGUACAUGCGACUGAUUUCGAUGGCGAUCAGUUAGCGAAUCUAAGCCUUCCGCGUACGGCAGACAUGAGUAAACUGUCGUGCGAUUCACUUUCAUCGCUACCGAUUGGAGUACGGCCGGAAAUUGUGACGGGGAUAUCCGAACAGGCGAACAAUCGUGAUCCUUGGGAAAUGUCACAACCUGCAUUUGAAAGCAGCUGGAUGAAGGAGAAAAUACACGAGUUAAGCCAAAUGGAGGAGGCAAGUUUUCGGCCCGCCGACCAUAUGGCUUCCAGGUUGCUCGAGGAUGAGAUGGCCUGGGAGCAGGAAAAUGCUGACAUUCCGUCAAUGAACGCCAACCGACGACAGAUUAGCCCGGUGAAGGGUACUCGCAAGCCACAGCUGAAAGAUCAUGUUGAUUUUUCGUGUUUCUCCGGUUACCUCAAUCAAGCGGGUGACAUAUCGCGCCGAUACGACGACAACACGGUGAAUAAUGACGGUAGCGUCUGUUCCGUGGGACAUUACUUUAACAAAAUGUCUGAUGAUCUGAACAGCAUGGUUGGCGAUAAUAGUCCACCUCAGCGUAGACCACUUCCGUUAAUAGACGUUACAAAUGAUAUAGAAAGCCCUAGAAGUCCCGGAAAGCUGUUCAACGAAUCAAAAGCCAAACAGUACGGUAAAGAAAACAAGGAAACUUCGUUAAGCGUAUCAUGCAUUGCUAAAGCUAUAACAUCGAUAGAUUUGGAAGACUCGCCACAUAACUUCAUCCACAAACUCAAGCAAGUGCAGCGUACAAAAUCGGAACAGCUUUCCGGGUUGAGCAUCGAAGAAAGGAAAAUACCCCUUGUAGCAAAAUCUAGCAGUGAUCUCUCUGCUUCACAUGCGACUAGAGCAAAGCAAUCGAGACCAUCGUUGCACAGUACCAACACCCCGGAACAAUACUUACGUCCACCGCAAAACUACCAGCAGUGCGAUACGCUCAGUUUCUCUGAAUCGAUGUUUGACUCGUCCUCCACGAUGCCGGUCUUGCCCCAUUCUAAAACAUCUAGUCCGAAAGCAUCAGAAUUUGAAGCCACUCAAACGUCAUGGCAAAACAAUGAAACGGACCCACCGGCUGUAACACCGGUGCAAGCAGCAAAGCAAAAAGCACUGGUCGAUACGUUCCGGGUGUCGACGGCAACGAAACUAUCGGAAGAGUAUAUGGAUCUUCCAUCGAUUCCACGCAUCAGAGACACACCAACAUGCCAGAAGAACAUCUUUGACGAACGUCCAAUUGCUAGAGCGAAUCGUAAGCGUCGCUCGAACUCAACCACACGCCAGGAAUUGACUGUGGAAAAGCGUGACGAUCUAGCGUUGCUGACAAAGUUCAUGCAGGCACGCUCUAAAUCUCCGUCAAAUCGGGCCGAACUUAAAGCGGUCAGUGCAAGUUCGUUUGACCAGCAUGUUCGUGCUAAGGAUUCGAAUAUCUCGUACCGAGUGACACCGAAAAUUUCGCAUCUACGCAAAGCAAUCCCAUCGGAGGUCGCUUUGGUACGGAACGAUCCACGAAAAUCGCAUCUUUCACCUGAACCGCGUGCAGCCGUUCGUUCACCGUACUCAUCGCCCAAGGGUGAAACGGGACGAUCGUCCUCACCAUCGGAGGCGUACGAGGAAGUGGCGGACAAGUACAGUCUUCGAGUGCCCGGUGUACCGUCCCGUUCGGCUUCACAGUGCUCCGGUAGCACUGAGUGGAUCAACAGAAGCGAGGGAACACUACCGCUGAAGGCAACCCACAGCGAACUGUCCUGGGGUAGCACUAAAUUGCGCAAAAGCGAUAAGAAAACGAUGCAAAUCAAAAACACCUCCAAUCGGAAGCUGCUGGUGAAAGCGGUCAUUGUCGGACCAGGUUUUCAGCUGUGCGGCACAGAGCAGAGUGGACUGCUGACGCUUCAAAGCCAAGAAUGUCGCACCAUUACUGUCGAUUUUUGCCCAACCGUCAUUGGUGCGGCAAUUGGGGCACUUUCGUUUCAUCCUCCGAACGAUUUGCACAUCCAGCGGGUAGUGAGCUUGUACGGGUACGGUGGGGAAGCAUCGAUCAAGAUCGAAGGUAUACAGAAGGGUCCAAGCGGUCCAUUCCUAGAGCUUGGUAGUGCGCGCAACUUGGGUCGUCCACUGGAGAAGAGCUUUUCCUUGUACAACAAGGGUACCUUACCGGCAUUCGCACGCAUCGGCAUCGAUAAGAAGGGGCUCGAUCAGGCGCUGCUAGCAACGGCCGUCUACGUUCAACCACAGUGCACGAUCAUUUCACCGAACAGUUACGCACACAUCAAGGUCGUGUUUAAACCGCGACGGCAAGAAAUUACUAAAAUCCUGCAAAAACAAGUCGACGUACUGUCGAUUACCAACCUGCACAUUCUCUGGGGCGACGAACCGACGCGGCACCGGAUCCGUAAGAACAUUGCGCUGGUAAAACAGAACAAUCUGAUCGAUCCAAAGAUGAGUGCACUGGAAUCGAUCUGCAAACCGUUCACCGACGAGAAGGAGCUGGAUGGGUUGGACAUGUUCUGCGAACAUGUGUUCGAUACUAUCCACGAACUGUUUCUUACCUUCCGGGAGUACGAGCUGGUACUAACGGUUGAUCGUGCGCUGGACGAAACGAUGCUUGACCUGUCCAUGGCAGAUGAUAAUACGACACUGUUUAAGACAAUGUACGCCAGUUCGGAAAUGGGAUCCUCACCAAAGUUAGCCGAAGACAUGAUAUUAUCCGGAGUGCCGGGAAGCAUCGGACAAUCCCAUGCCCAUGGAAUGGUUCCAUCAGUAGCAGCCACCGCUAGCGGAGGACUAGUCGGUAUGCACAGACGAGAUAGUGGCGAAUCUUGGUCCGUGCGACCAACAGCACUCGAGUUCCGACCGUCAACCGAGCGCACGAAGCAGUUUGUGAUAAAGAGCAACUUCUACACGGCACAGUACUUUGAGCUGAACUCCAACUAUCGACAGCUUUUCCGACUUUCGCCGUGCGAGGGUCACAUCCGGCCCGGUCAGGAGGUGGUGGUUAACGUAUCACUGCAGCAUCUUCAACCGAUCGGUGCCGCCAAUCAGCAACCGUCCAUUUUUGUCGUUGUGUACAUUGAAAACGAAAAGAUUACCAUUCCCGUUCAGAUACAUUAUGGGAACUGACGGAUCGGUUAUGGUUAAUGAUUUUGCUAUUUCUUUUUACGAGGCACUAUUUAUGAUAAAAAAAACUAUUUUUCUUUUAUGCACAAAUCAGUUUCCGUGUUUUAUUUUUUAACUGUACGAUUUUAAACUCUCACAUUAAUCCGAUGUACUUGUCCUUUUAAUGGUGGAAAUAGUCGUUUUAAGCUUAAGCUAUUGCGGAUAUGCCACGAGAAGGUAUUCUGUCUUUAGGAUUCCGUGGUUUAACAAUAAUGAUUCUGUAGAAAAAGUGUUUGAAAAUUCAUGCAAUAAAAGGUCGAAACGGUAAACUUUUGUCCUUUCAUGAUUCAUGCAAAUUUUUUAAACACUUUUAUAUAUAACCUCUUUUGAGCUUGCAUCUAGUUUUAAAAUAGAAAAAUGUCCUGACUUCCGAAUAUUUUAUUUAUGUAACAACGAUGAAUUAAUAACCUUUUAAAAUAAAGCUGAUACAGAAUGCCCCAACAGUUGUGCAAAAAAAAAAUAUAUAAACGUUGUUGGAAGUUCUUAAUUUAAUUGUUUUUAAAUGUGUUUGUAUAGUUAUGUUACGCACUGUACGUAAUACGACCGAAGGAACUUAGUGGAACAUUAUGCUGAUUAUGUUCGGUAUUGUUUUCACUUGGUCAACUUGGCACUUGCUACAAUCUCGUUCUACAGUCUUAAAAGACAGAAUAGAAUCGAAAACCGUUAAAGGAAACUUGAAAGAACGUAUGUUCAUAAAGUGUGAAAGGUUUAUACAUAUGUGCAUUAAUAGCUAUUUAUCCGUAAUGUAAAUUUAAAGUGCACUUCAAGAGGAACGUAAUUGAAUACUUUCCCACUAGAGUGUAGAGUGGUUUCAUGCUAUUUUAUUCUAAAGCUAUAAGGAACGUAAAAAAGCGACAAUACGUCACUACGAGGUGUAAAACGAUCUGC
This is a messenger RNA of Anopheles funestus (African malaria mosquito), 4746 nucleotides long. RefSeq lists its product as uncharacterized. Gene Ontology annotation, molecular function: ADP-ribose diphosphatase activity. The record is from RefSeq and is a predicted model, not a curated record. NCBI's taxonomy places the organism in Eukaryota, Metazoa, Arthropoda, Insecta, Diptera, Culicidae. The transcript has 4 exons. Bases 241 to 3822 code for a protein of 1193 amino acids.